Messenger RNA from Limulus polyphemus (Atlantic horseshoe crab), 841 nucleotides. Its product is annotated as trafficking protein particle complex subunit 11-like. Gene Ontology annotation, cellular component: cytoplasm. The transcript is spliced from 3 exons. The record is from RefSeq and is a predicted model, not a curated record. The coding region runs from base 2 to 472 and encodes 156 amino acids. Lineage: Eukaryota; Metazoa; Arthropoda; Merostomata; Xiphosura; Limulidae.
UAUGUAUAUCAAUAUGUUUAACAGAGACAAAGAAACGGGACCAGCCUGCACUGUAGCUACCACGGUGGCCCUGCCAACAUUAAGCAUAGAGAAUACACCACUGUUUCUUGAACUAAAAGCCCCUGCACAUGGGUGGGUCAGGAUUCCGUUAACAAUUACGUACUAUCUUCACAAUCGAACUUCCAGCGUGCAGGACAUAGAAGCUUUCGUGGACAGCAGUGAUGCUUUUAUGUAUGCUGGAAAUAAGCAGCUACAUUUUCGUAUCCCGCCUCGUGACAAAUACACACUGAUGUACAACUUGUAUCCACUGGUGUCGGGCUAUGUGUUAUUGCCACGGUUACGGUUGGUGUUAAAUCCAGGAAUGCCUACUGCUCUUACGAUGGAGGACCUAGUACAAGAAAUGAUACCUAGUCAUAUAUUUAUCAUGCCUCAGGGGAAGACUUCACCAGAUUUCAGUGUUAGGUCGGCGUAAUAUCAGAACAGUAAAAGUAAAAUGGAGCCAUCGUGUCUAAUAAGGACAACCAUUUACAUUCAAGAACAGUAAUGGCUUCCAUCUGCUAACUACCUGGUUGACAGGAAGGCUUGAGACAUGUUGGGAAUUGUGGUUGAUAUUUAUGUAUGUGCAACAUUUCUGAACGGUGCUCAUUGGUGUCUCUCAAAUUUUUAUUAUUAUAUUUAAUGACAAUGAAGAACAAACGUUUAUUUGAAUUAAAUUACCAGUUACAAAAGUAAUCAUGUUGAACACUAAAGAACUGUAUUACGCUUACUGUUUCCUUCAUUUCUGUAAAGGAGUAGUGUGAGAUGUAACAUAUAUGUAUACAGUAAAAUAGUUUAUUGUAAA